Cheilinus undulatus (humphead wrasse) is the source of this 3917-nucleotide messenger RNA. RefSeq names its product syntaxin binding protein 6 (amisyn) (gene stxbp6). Gene Ontology annotation, cellular component: plasma membrane; exocyst. Lineage: Eukaryota; Metazoa; Chordata; Actinopteri; Labriformes; Labridae. The record is from RefSeq and is a predicted model, not a curated record. Gene Ontology annotation, molecular function: phosphatidylinositol-4,5-bisphosphate binding. Gene Ontology annotation, biological process: Golgi to plasma membrane transport; regulation of SNARE complex assembly; exocytosis. Bases 423 to 1055 code for a protein of 210 amino acids. The transcript has 6 exons.
GCUACGUGGUGCUGUGAUACUGUACGUGAUUGGCGGGAGGGGAAUGUGUGUCUGGCUGGGAACCUGCUACUGGUUUCCCAUCUAUCACACAGCCGCAGUCAGACAGACGGUCUCCCAGCAGAAACAGCGAGACAGAGGGACAACAGAACACUCCUCUCUCCGCUCAGAAACCUAACCGCCGUCUUUGGAGGAGUGGAGUCGACGUGAUGUUUAGCGCGAAAUGCUACCGUUGAGAGUGAGAAGAGAGCGAACAGUGAGGAAAAGGCUGCUGAAAGUGGGUGAACUGUGACAGCAGCUGGAAAAUUUAAACGACGGAUUUGUGGACCACACGUGGAAAGCACCGCUGAAACACAACGUGAAGGGUGCAUCUUGUCCUCUCCACUUCAACUGUUGCCAGCUGAUCACUCCUGCCUGCCUCAGAGAUGAGUGCCAAGUCAGCCAUUAACAAGGAGGUCUUCAUACCCCAUGAUGAAAAGAUGCUUGCUGCAGUGCAGGUGAAGCGGAGAACCAAGAAGAAGAUUCCCUUCUUGGCCACGGGUGGUCAGGGAGACUACAUGACCUUCAUCUGCCUCUCAGUGACAAAUAAGAAGCCGUCCCACGUAUCCAUCACUAAGGUGAAGCAGUUCCAAGGAUCUACUGCCUUUGUCAAAAGAUCGCAGUGGACGAUCGAGCAGCUACGGCAGGUCAACGGCAUCGACCCAAACAAAGACUCUCCAGAGUUUGACCUGAUGUUUGAAAAUGCUUUUGACCAGUGGGUGGCUGGAUCAGCAGGAGAGAAGUGCACCUUCAUUCAGAUUCUCCACCACACCUGCCAGCGCUACAGUUCCGCACGGAAACCAGAGUUCGUCAACUGUCAGUCCAAACUACUGGGGGGUAACAGUAUACUACACUCAGCUGCAGACAGUGUGACGAGCGCCGUGCAGAAGGCCAGCCAGGCUCUGAAUGAGCGUGGGGAGCGGUUAGGCCGGGCUGAAGAGAGGACUGCAGACAUGAUGAACAGCGCUGAGCAAUUCGCUGUCACUGCGCACAAGCUUGCCAUGAAGCACAAGUGUUAAACCACUGCCAAAACCAACUAGGGGGGAGGGGAUCAACAAACGCCAGUUGCUGUACAGGAGAAGGAUUCCAGACUAUUUUCUGUUUAAAGAUUUUAAUAUGAUUACUAUUUGUUAACAAUGUUAACAUUUUAACGCUUUGUGUUCUGAUGCAUCUUGGGAUGGUGACGCAUCGAGCAGAAGGGGAGGAAGAAAGGUAAACAAUCCUACCGCAGAAUGUUUCAUGCUUCUGUUUGCCGAAAGAAAAAAAAACAUCAUGAGCCCCAGCUAUAACUGUGUUUUUAUAACCUCGGUCACUGAAAACACUUACACUUCUCAUAUGCCUAGCCACUGAUGCGACUGCACACAUGCUGACAAGUCAUUACCGCUAAUCGAUUCAAGACAAGCAACAGCUCGCCACCGAGGUUAUUAAUUGUUCUGUUAUUUAUGAGCUCUGCAGUGAUUAUGCAGUCUAAUUUGAGUGACUGACCCUCUCAUCAGUUUUGGCUUUGGACAGAUUUAUAUCACAUAUAUAGCUAAAGAUAGCUCAGAUUUGACAUAGCGCUUAGAUUUAACUCAGACAUUUGGACUUCAAACAGGAUGUCAGACAAAAACUAUCUGUGGAUUAAACAAAUUGAUUUUUAUCUUUAUUACUGAUAAAUCAAAACUAUAUUAUCCAAGGGAUAUUUCUGGGUUUUUGAGUUGGGGUCAUAUGAGGAACUUGGCAAUAGUCGUAGUCAGCAUCAGCCUCCAGAGAUAGGGGUAACGAUGCCCCUUUAAGAAGACUCGCUGGCCAUACUGGCAAGAAACCUAGGCUAUUCAGCUCUACAGACAGGUACACUUUUGCCACGUUAGUUAGUGAGUUUAAGGUGAAACUAGAAAGCCUCAGUGUUUGGCACCAUUUUGCAGUGCAAGCUUUGGCUACUGGCUACAUGUUCUUCCGCUUCAGCAUAUCUGAUCAACUCUUUCCAACAGAGAAAACAACACACUAAACUUAAAGUAGUUAUUUCAGCUCAGGUUUCCACCUCAACAGCUAACACAAUGUUUUCAUAAGGUAAACAUAUUGUGCUGACUGUAGCUUGUCUUAUUAUCAGCCGUUAGUAGAAUAAAUUAACAGCCAUAAACUUACCUGGAUGAAAAAUUCACAUUCAGCGCUUCUGGUCAGGAUCUGUUUCUCCAGUUUAUCCUUGGGAAGUUCAAUAAGGUUGGUGAAACACCACCGUUCAGUAAGGCAGGGAACUCUGAAUGGGGAGUGAUGCAGGCUACAGACGUCUGUGAGCUGCUAUCCUAGAUCAGAAAUGUCCUGAAGAAGUGUUGUGCUCUUCCACUUGUGACAGCAGUAGCUCUCCAUGAUUAUGGGCCCACAGUUUGCACUAUUUUGCAGUGCAGUCCUCUACUAUGUGCUCUUCUGCUUUGGCAUAUUGCCACCUCCCAAUCAGCAGUUUUGGUCUGCAGCUUCAACAGAGACAACAACAGCAAACUAAGCUAAAAUAAAAGUAAGUGGUUUAGAUGAUGAAGUGACGAUGAUGUUCGUUUACUGUGGAUUCUAGGAGAUACUUUAAUAACUCGGAGAACACAGAGGAACGACUUCUGCAGAUGGAGGAUUGAGGGGAAGAGGAAAGAAACAUUGACGACUGGAGACAAGUUACCUGCUGAUGUAGGUGUGUAAAACUGCGAACCCAUUAUCAUAGAAAGCUACUGUUGUCAAAGGCUGGACUUCACAACACUUCUUCAGUACACUUCUGAUUGAGAAUAGUGGCUCACAGACAUCUGUAACCUGCAUCACUCCCCAUCCAGAGUACCCUGCCUCAACUUUCCAAAGAUGAUCCGUGUGAAAAAUAAAACUCUUUAAAAAAAAAAAUAAUAAUAUAGCGUACAUUUCAGCCAACGUUGUUUUUGGUUGCAUUUUUACCCGAAACUUGCAAAAUUGGAGAAAGUGUACUUGUCUGUAUUGCUGUAUAGCCUAGCUUCUUCAGGCGUAUCCCGUUAAAAGGGAAAUGCUAACUAAAAUCUCUGGAGGCUACUACUAUUCCCAAGUACCUCAUACAACCCAACUUCAAAAAUACCAAAACAUCCCUUUAAGACUUCCAUUUCAGUGCAGGUUUAGGAACUGCAGUCUGUUCUUCUGUCCAUUAUUUCAGAAAGUUUAAACCCAGUAUUAGUCACAUUACUUUCAACAUUAUUUCACAUGAGACUGAAUGGCAUAAGUGGGGGAAAAUAUGAAAACAACUAAAUAAUAUACAACAUCAUUUGUCAGACUUGUCUUGAAUACAAACCAAAACUACAUGGAAUACAUUUGCCAACAUUUUUGAAGUGUACUUGAAGAACUCUGUUAUAAAAUGAAGCUUUUUAAGUCUAAUAAUUUAUGUUUAGGGGAAUGAGGGUGCAAUUCAGUAAACCAGCUUCUGCCCUGUACAAAGCUAACCUUGUAAUUCCUCAGUACUAUAUCUAAAUGUCUGUAGAGCUAUUAUGUCCCAUUCACAUGGGAUCUUUUAAAAUUACUUCCGCUGUAUUUCAGCUUAACACACUCAGUAAACUACGUUCUGCUUUUGUAUAAUUUGGGUUGGUCAUUAUACUGAUGUGUACACUGGUAAAUACAGGGCCAAAUGUCUUAAAUGUCUGCAGCAGCAGUGUGUAGUUCUAGUGUAUUAUUUGUGUCAUUUCUCUCACACUGACUGUAACUUUGGCUUCCUCGCUGGUAAGAUGGCACCACCACUAUCGAGAUGUAUUUGAUUCUUUUUAUAUUUUGAAUUUUAUAAUUCAUGAUGUUACAAUGCACCGACAACCUUAUCUUGCAGAGCACUGUCGAGUUCACAAUGAAACGUUCCAGUUGCCUAUCUGUUCUUGUGCUUGUAUUCCUCUCUUAACACUUUGGAUGUUUUAUUG